Molecule: messenger RNA, 676 nt
Organism: Rhizophagus irregularis DAOM 181602=DAOM 197198
Lineage: Eukaryota; Fungi; Glomeromycota; Glomeromycetes; Glomerales; Glomeraceae
Molecular function (GO): protein binding
Source: RefSeq, a predicted model, not a curated record
CACGAUGGAAAAAAUUCCACCUGAAAUUUUUUUGGAAAUUUGUAUUCAUUUAUAUGUUAAAGAUCUCUACACAUUAACUCUCGUUUGUAAAUUGUAUCGUAAAAUUUUAUGGACAAAAGCUGUUUCUAUACAAAAAGUUUGGACAUGUUCAAGAGUUCUUUCAUUUGAUCCAAUUUUACCUUAUCCUUCAUUACCACCAUCAAAAUUUAUGAGUGAACAAGAAUAUAUUUGGUUUACUUUGUUAGCUGAUAAAUGUAGUAUUUGUAAAAUUAAAAUUGAAAAAAAAGAUUUGUUUGGUUGUAGAUAUUGGGAAUUUAGUAGAUUUUGUUGUAAAGAAUGUAUCGAAAGAAAAACUGUCAGUAUUUCAUACAUUAAAAUGACUAUGCCAAAUUUACCAAAAGAAUUAUUAGAAUGUUUACCAUAUCAUAAAAGAGAUGAAAAACUUUAUUGGUCGGAUGAUUUACAUUCAAUUAAAGCCAAAUAUUAUAGUUUUGAAAAUAAACAUGAAAGAGACAAUUGGGUUAAAGAGAAAAAAGAAGAGGUUAAUGAAUUUAUGGAUGAAAUAUAUAAAUAUAAAUGGCAAGACCAAUAUGUAUAUUUCUUUCCUUAUGCUUUUAAUGUAAAUUAAAGAGCUGGUAAAAGGAAAGGUAAGGAAAAGGAAUUUUUUGAAUAGAGA